This is a messenger RNA of Daktulosphaira vitifoliae (grape phylloxera), 4209 nucleotides long. RefSeq lists its product as uncharacterized. Gene Ontology annotation, biological process: pseudouridine synthesis; box H/ACA snoRNP assembly; inositol phosphate biosynthetic process. The record is from RefSeq and is a predicted model, not a curated record. The transcript has 9 exons. Gene Ontology annotation, molecular function: RNA binding; kinase activity. NCBI's taxonomy places the organism in Eukaryota, Metazoa, Arthropoda, Insecta, Hemiptera, Phylloxeridae. Bases 676 to 4071 code for a protein of 1131 amino acids. Gene Ontology annotation, cellular component: sno(s)RNA-containing ribonucleoprotein complex.
GCAAGCUCACAGUGUGAGUGCGUGCGCCUGUGCUUCAUGAUACGCGUACAAUCAGGUGGACGGAGUACGGAUGUAGAGCGCGACGACAAAAGAACUGCUGUUCGACGACGUCGAUAAUACAGAACGUUACUUAACAAUAGGAAUAACACACGUUCCACGUACAAACAUUCGUUGCCGGCAUCGAUCACGUUUAUUUAUACCCAUAUUAGUAAUAAUAAUAAUAAUUGCUCUAUUAAUAAUGUUGAUAUAAUAAUCCUUUGUUAUUACCCAUUAUCGACGUCGUAAUCUUUGCUAAAAAUCGAUUUUGAUUUAGUCUUAAAUGAGGUUUCAGCCGGACGCUACUGCUUUUACAGUGAAUCGUUUAAUUAUUGUUAUUGUCAAUUCUGAAAUUAUUUUUCGCUCUACAACUAACCGCAUUAGUCAUAAUAAUUUUUUGUCAUUCUUCGUCGACCACACCUACUAGUAAUUGCAUUAAAUGUAAUUACACUAGUGACGACAUUACCAGGACACAUAGACACAAAUAUUUAUUGUAUUUGUCUGUAUCUAUAUAAACGAUUUUCAAACUGCUCGACCAGCCAGUUAACACAAAGAUUUCGAAUUAUCUUCUUCGUGCAAACUGUCGGAUUUAAAUCAUCAGCUACGGUUCGAGACAAGUAUUCAUCCCACCGAUCCGAAAUGGUAUACAUGGGCAACAAUGUAGUUGAUCGUGGUCGUCAUCGUCAUCAUCAUCAUCAUCAUCAAGAGCAACAACAUCAACAUCACCAUAGGCAUCAACAUCUCCUUCAUCAUAACCACAGUAAUAACAAACCUAGACUUGAUGAAAAGGACAGUCGCUUCGAUUCCAAUCAUUUCUACUGGGAUGACAACCAAGCAGUCGUGGAUAAUAAUAUUGAUCCAGUUGAUCCCGCUCUGUACCUAUCGGUGGUAGGAAAACCCUUGUUGUAUUCAACAGGUACUCCACCAGAGAGUGACCUGUUGUUUACCAAUAAAAGUGAUGCCAACAAUCUGUUGCUCUCUUCUCCAUUUGACAAUAAUAUUUACAUCAACAAGACACCGACUAAUGACAGGGUCGAUGCUGCUACGCAAGUAUCUGAUUUUCCAAAAACUAUCUGUGAUGAACAAUGUAAAAAUGACUACCAAGUAUCUAUGUUAUCUCAAGCGAUCAGACUCUCCAGUCCUUGCUGUGUCACCAUGGGAAACCGACGUGAACUGAGAGGAUUGUUUCAUUUAAAGCCUUUAGGAAAUCAGGUCGGCGGUCAUACGCGUUUGAUGGUGUUGUCCAGUAAAUCCGGUCAAUCCACCGAUUCGUCGUCCCUAACCAAUUUGGAUUUGGACGUAGGACAAAUGAUCGUCUGCAAACCUUUGAACAUGGGCGAAUUGCAAUUCUACCUGAAACUGGAGGAACAGAACCGGAGGAACCGUUCGUUGAAAAAAUACAACGAGUCUGACGAUUGUGGGCGCGUGCGUUCCCGGAGGAACCGUGACCUGUCCGAGUUCGUGCCACAAUUCGAAGGGGUGAUGGCCCUUUCGCAGGACGACGUCAAUGUUACCGUUCAAGGACGGAACGCUCAAAUGUUGUACUGCCGUUCCUGUUCGGACGACAAAAGCAACCGUAUCGACGAAUUCCAAACCGCCAGACUCAUGACUCUGCCGGAUCCCUCGUCGACUUCGGACAAACAACUGUUUUUACUUUUGGAAAACUUGACUAGCAAACGUAAAUAUAAAUUGCCGUGCAUUUUGGACUUGAAAAUGGGCGUGCGACAAUACAGCGAAUGCGCCACUAUGCAGAAACGAUUGAGACAAACACUUAAAUGCCGAAUGACAACUUCUGCUACUUUGGGCGUACGUUUAUGUGGAAUGCAGAUCUAUCAAGGUUGUUGCGGUACGGGUGACAAUCGAAAUGCGUAUUCUUUGUUGAAACGCGACAAGUAUUGGGGACGACGGUUGGACGUCGACGGGUUUGAACGAGCCCUUAAGCUGUUCUUUUCAAAGUCUACCGCGUCGUCCGAUUUGGACGACGAAAAUGAAGACGGAGACAUUUCAGUGGAUUCGUAUAGACUGGACGUCGUAAAAGGCGUGUUGCGACGUCUCAGACACCUUCGCAACGCCAUCAUGAAGAACGCCGCCGCCACUACUUCAGAUUCUUCACAAGUUCCCAGUUCACGAGCACUUCGUUUUUAUUCUUGUUCGCUUUUGAUUGUCUACGAGGGAGUACCGUCAAGUUUCGGGCCACCGAAAACGCGAAUACCAAUGCAGCGUCAAGAACAGCCAAAAGUCGAAGACAUAGACGAUGGUCAUUCCAACGAGUCGCACGAUUCCAGUUCUUCUCCUAUAAACCAUAUGGUUAACAACGUGAGAAGUCGCAACACUUCGAUAACGACGACCAAAAACGACGAGCUAUCAGACAUAGAUCAACGUCGUCGUCACAGGUGUUCGUCGUCGCUGUGUUACUGCACACCUCCGGCCAGUUAUUCAGACAGCAAUUUCCCGUGGUCCGACGACGUGGACUCGGAAGAGGACGGCCGCGGUUAUUCUUCCAGCGGUUGUUCUUCGUCCUCGGAAGACGAUUCUGACAGCGAAGACGACGACACCACAUCCUCCAGGUCCGCCGACACUACUCCGUACGACGUUCGCAUAAUUGAUUUUGCCAACGCCUCGUUCUUCUCCCGAGACAAUCCUUCGGCUGUCGUCCCGGACACUGACGAUACCGCCCAGUGCGAGUGUUCUCGGGACGACGAUCGGUCCGAAAAGUCUGCCGACCCUUGUAGUCCAGACACUGGAUUCCUACAAGGUCUGCGGACGGUCCGUCGCGUGCUCAGUCAAAUUUUGAAGGAUUCAUCACACCAUAAAUCUAAUGUUGUGUUAUAUGAAGAAACAUCAACUUUAUCAUUAAUUUUUCAAAACUAUCAAGAUAGCAGUUCAGACAAUGAAUCAAACAAUGAUAUAUCAUCUGACAUAUUAUCAGAUGAUGAAAUAUCUAAAGAAGCCCUCAAUCCUUUGAAAACAAAAGGUGAACUAGAUUUAUGUGAUCUACCUCCAAUUGAAACUUUGACCAUUUCUGUUGAAGAGGAACAAUGCAAACCCAUUGGAAAUAUUAAAAGUAUAGUUGAUACUUUAGUUGUUGUUGAAGCAUUUAUAAAUGUACCUCCACUUGAUAUUGACUCUGUUUUGUUUGUGGAUCGGGGGAAACGUGCUUUAGGAAGAAUAUUUGAGGUAGUUGGACCUGUUAACAAACCAUACUACACAAUUAGAUUUAAUGAUUCUGAGCAAAUACAAAAAUUAGAUGUUCAAGUAAAAGAAACUGUAUAUUGUGCCCCUCAAACUGAUUACACUUCAUAUGUGUUUAUUUCCAAAGCUAUGGAGCACAAAGGUAGUGAUGCAUCUUGGAAGGACAACAAUGAGCCACCUCCAGAGUAUAUUGACUAUUCAGAUGAUGAAAAAGAAAAACUCGCAAAGAAAAACAAGAAAAAUAGUAAAAAAUCUCAAAAUUCUAAGAAUACUUGUAAAAAUAAUGAGCUUAAUACAAAUCACAACCAACAACCUCCAGCUCAUUACCCUCAACAUAAUACUCAAUCACUGGGACACCAUGAGUCAUUACAACAACAUCAACCAAUGCCACAACAUCAACCAGUGCAACAACAUCAACCAAUGCCACAACAUCAACUAGUGAAACAACAUCAACCGAUGCAACAACAUCAUCAACUAGUGCAACAACAUCAACCGAUGCAACAACAUCAACUAAUACAACAACAUCAACCAAUACAACAACAUCAACCAAUGCAACAACAUCAACCAGUACAUCAAUAUCAACCGUUACAACCACUGCAACAUUAUCAACAUCAUUCACUACAACAGGAAUCUCCAUAUCAACCUUUUUACUCACAAUCUUCUAAUUAUGCUCAGACAACACCUAUCAUGCCUCCAAGAUUUGGUUUCCAACAGCCUCAAAAUCAAUAUUCAUCAUUUCCUCCACAACCACAAAUUUUUUCUCAAUUCAAUCAACCCAGUUAUCCUCAAAAUUUGCAUAAUAUACCUCCAGGAUUUAACGCACAGCAUCGAAAUUAUAUGUGAUUUAAUAUUUAAAAUAAUUAGAAUUAUAUUUAAAAAAUUUUAUAUUGAUAAUUAUUUGCAUAAUUAUCUGUUAACUAAAAUUGUUGUUUUAUGACCAAAAAAAUAUUGUUUUUAUAAACUCAUUAUUCUUGAGAAUAA